Molecule: messenger RNA, 6049 nt
Organism: Neoarius graeffei (lesser salmon catfish)
Lineage: Eukaryota; Metazoa; Chordata; Actinopteri; Siluriformes; Ariidae
Gene: mical3b
Product: microtubule associated monooxygenase, calponin and LIM domain containing 3b
Exons: 30
Coding region: 1-5445 (1814 amino acids)
Molecular function (GO): FAD binding; protein binding
Source: RefSeq, a predicted model, not a curated record
AUGGGUGACGGGCAGGUGGUGGGGGAGGGGUGCCGCCCCUACACCCUCUUUGACAGUUUUGUGCAGGCAUCGACAUGCAGGGAGACCCUGCGGGCGUUUCAGGAGCUCUGCACUGAGCUCCACCUGCAGCCAGGAGACAAUCCACUGUUUUACAAGACCCUGAGGUCCAGACUGCACUACUGGAGAGCUAAAGCUCUGUGGGCCAAGCUGGACAAACGAGCCAGCCAGAAAGAGUACCAUAGGGGCCACGCUUGUUCGAACACUACAUGUCUGAUAAUAGGUGCAGGACCAUGUGGCCUUCGCACGGCUAUCGAGCUGAGUUUUCUGGGUGCGAGGGUGGUGCUGGUGGAAAAGAGGGACACGUUCUCCCGGAAUAAUGUCCUCCAUCUCUGGCCUUUCACCAUCCAGGAUCUCCGUGGCCUCGGAGCCAAGAAGUUCUAUGGAAAGUUCUGCGCAGGGGCCAUAGAUCAUAUUAGCAUUCGUCAGCUGCAGCUCAUACUGCUGAAAGUGGCUCUGCUCCUGGGUGUGGAGAUUCAUGUGAAUGUGGAGUUCAGGAGUCUGAGGGAGCCUCCGGAGAACCAAGAGAACCAAAGUAUUGGCUGGAGUGCUGAGGUUUGUCCCCCUGCACAUCCAGUGAGUGAGCUGCAGUUUGAUGUGGUUGUUGGAGCAGAUGGCAGGAGGAACACCUUACCAGGAUUUCGUCGGAAAGAGUUCCGGGGAAAGUUGGCCAUCGCCAUUACUGCAAAUUUCAUCAACCGUAACACCACAGCAGAGGCCAAGGUGGAGGAGAUCAGCGGCGUGGCCUUUAUUUUUAACCAGAGGUUCUUCCAGGAGCUGCGCAGUGCCACCGGUAUUGACCUGGAGAACAUCGUCUACUAUAAGGAUGACACUCAUUACUUUGUCAUGACGGCUAAGAAGCAGAGUCUGCUGGAGAAAGGAGUCAUACUACAUGUGGGUUCUCAUCCAAUGGAUUACGCAGACACAGAGGUUUUACUCUCCAGAGACAACGUAGACCAGAACGCCCUGCUGGCGUACGCACGGGAGGCAGCGGACUUCUCCACCAAUCACCAGCUGCCGACGCUAGACUUCGCCAUGAACCACUACGGGCAGCCGGAUGUGGCUAUGUUCGACUUCACGUGCAUGUACGCAACAGAAAACGCAGCCCUCAUACGGCAGCGCAGGGGACAUCGGCUGCUGGUGGCGCUGGUGGGAGACAGUCUUCUAGAGCCGUUCUGGCCGAUGGGGACAGGUAUUGCGCGAGGUUUCCUGGCUGCUAUGGAUACAGCGUGGAUGGUUCAGAAUUGGGGACUGAGACUUGACCCUUUAGAGGUGCUGGCUGAGAGAGAGAGUGUGUAUCGGCUGCUUCCUCAGACCACGCCGGAGAACGUCAGUAAGAACUACAGUCAGUACAGCCUGGACCCUGGAACACGCUACCCAAACCUCAACACACAGGCUAUUAAUGCAUCUCAGGUCUGCCACCUCAUAGACACAGAUGAAGGGCCACUUUUGGGAGUCGUCAUGGGACCUUCUCCAACAUCGAGACUUGUACAUCAAGACUCCACAGCUCGCUCAAGUAAGCUGCUGAGUUGGUGCCAGGAGCAGACGCAGGACUACCAGAGUGUGUGUGUGACGGACCUCACGACGUCCUGGAGGAGUGGACUGGCACUCUGCGCUCUCCUACACAGAUACAGGCCUGACCUUAUUGAUUUCAACACUCUGGAUGAGAACGAGGCUGAGCUGAACAACCAGCUGGCCCUGGACGUAGCUGAGCAGGAGUUGGGGAUCUCCCCCAUCAUGACAGGCCAGGAGAUGAGUGUGCUGGAGGAGAGCGACUCGCUCUGCAUGGUCAUGUAUCUCAGCCAGCUUCAGGAUCUCCUCAAAGACACAGCGCCACCCAGUGAGAGUCUGAGUGCUGAGGAGAGAGCAGCUGUGAUGUCUAGCACCAAGUCUCCACUGUCUUUACUCAACAGGCUUGGACAGAAUCUGUCCCGCAAACGGAACCCCAAGGAUCAGAAAGAGAAGGCUGCUGAUGGAGUUGGAAAGAGAAGAAGGACAAGUCAAGCUGGACAGUCGGAAGACGAAGAGGUUUCACCAGAUCGGCAUGAGCACCACGUCCCAGCACUGAGCCCUGGAUCACAAACAUGCACGGAGGCUGUUGCCUGUGGCAACCAAAGCCGAGUCAAAUCAAUGGCGUCCCGGCUGUUGGCCAAGUUUGAAGAAAACUGCUCCCCACGUUCAGCCACUGCGAUACGGAGACAGACGUACAUUAAGAUGUACACAGGGGGAGUGAGCUCAUUGGCUGAGCAGAUAGCCAGUCAGCUGCAGAGUCAGCAACAUGAACCCAAACCCCUUCUUGACAAAAAGGAGCUGGGUUCUCAGCGGAGAGAGUUCCCAGUGAACAUCGGCGGCAGCGAUGUGUGUUAUUUCUGCUCCCGGCGCGUCUAUGUGAUGGAGAGACUGAGUGCUGAGGGCAAGUUCUUCCACAGGAGCUGCUUCCAGUGUGCCCACUGCAACUCGACGCUACACCUCUCCAACUACGCCUAUGAUGAGCUCCAAGGAAAGUUUUACUGCAAGCAGCACUACGGAUACAGGCUGGCGGGAAUGGCUCAGAGGAAGAGACCUGCUCCGAUCACAGCUCCUCCUCACUCUACACAGGCACCUCCUGCUCCUCCUCCCACUCCUCUGUCGCCCUCCUCCUCUGGAUCAGUAGAAGUGGUCCCUCCCCCUGACAGUGUCUCCUCCAGCACUCCUCCAGAAACUCGCAGUGGACUGGCUAAGCGGUUGUGUGGAACUCCGGAGCGCAUCGCACUGGAAAACUACAGGCCGUGCUUGCAGGAGGAGGACAGGACUCUGCUGGAGGUUCCCGAGGAGACGUUAGCUCAGCACAACCUCAGCCUGAGCCUGCAGGAGAAAGGGAGUGAGGAACAGUCCAGUAGUUCAGAGUCAGAGCUGGAGGAAGAAGGGGAGGAGCCUUGGAGGAGGGGGGUGGAGCCACAGGACAGAACAGAUGGAGAGGUUUUAGAUAGUGGGACGGAGCAAAGAAAGGAAGAAGAAAAAAGAAAGGAUGAGAAGGACGGAGAAGAACAAGAAUACGUUUCUGAAGGAGAAGAGGAUGAAGGGGAGUCGAGUGAUGAGGGCGAGUACUGCCCUUGGGAAAAGGAGUUGCAUUUAGGCGUGUGGCUAAAGGAAGAGGAGGCAGGUGGGAUUAAAGAGUCUGGUGAGGAACAUUCUGAUAACCUGGAGGUAAAAUCUCAUUCAGACACAAAGACUGAAUCAAGUGUCUCUGGGCCACUGGAGCCCCUUCCCUCACUAGCUUCAAAAGCCCUACACACACCCACUGUAGAUCCUACACACAUCUAUCCACCCACAUCCAACCCUCCUGUGACACCAGAGGACCCGGCAGCCAAGAGAUCUGGGGUCAUUGAGGAAUUCUGGGUGAAGAGUGCAGAAUUCAGGAAGAGUUUGGGACAAACAGUGGUGCCUGAGACCUUUGAUCUCAACACCCAAUCCUUGAGUACUGGAGAUACACUUUCCACUUCUACACACACAACAUCUGAUUCCAACUUGCCUUCACACACUCCCUAUAAGAGUGACUUGAUCAACCAAACCUCAGGUACACUAACUCAGAGUGCUGACACUCACAGCACACAGACGCCUUCUAUGUCUGACCUACAAAGUGCAUACACACAUUCUCAAGGUGGUACAUCAUCAUGUGGCAGCUCAAACCCUCCAGAAGUAAGGAUUGAGAAUGUAUCCAUGAAGGAUGGGAAUGAACCAGAGGAGGUAGUAAACCAUUCUUUAAUGGUCCAUAGACUUGGCAUCACUUUGACUGGUCCGGUAGCAGAAGAAGGAAGGGGCUUGGCCACUAUCUCCUCCUCCAACACUAGUGGAAUCCAAAGAGUUUCAGCCCCAGAUUUGAGAUUUUUGCCUCUUUCUAGAAGUCCUCCAGUCGCAAGGCAGAAGCUUGACUUGAAUCACUCAGAUCCAACUCUAAACCGGGAAAUCUUAUUGAAUUCCCACACUGUCCCGCUUCGGACAGACCUUAUACAGCAUGACAGGCUGAAAUCUCACCUGAAUAGAGCUCAGAGUCUACCUCCUGCUGAGGUGGAGGUCUUAUGUGCAGGAGAUGCAGAUGAAUUGUAUCCUUGCCCUGCUACUCCCUGCCAUGCCAGUGUCACAGAGGUUCCCAUGGCCAGUCUCCCAACCAGAAUCUCUGGGAAGGACAAAAGUGCACUGGAGGGAAGGAGAGCACUAUCAGAGGUCCCCUUGCAAGUGGGUGGAGCUGAAGCCUGGCAACAGAGGUCAGAGAUCGAGCCAUUGGAGGAGGAGAAGGUGAAGAAGCGGAGCUCACUGUUCUCACCAAGGAAGAACCGAAAAAGUGGCAACCUGUCAGGGGAAACGCAGCAGGAACUGGGGAAACACAAAUCCCUGUGGAAGAGUGUCUUCUCUGGUUAUAAGAAAGAGAAGAAGAGGAAAGAGGGCGAAGGUUAUUCCAGGACUCUGCCGAGCACUACCAGCCUGGAAAGCAGGAAGAGAAUGCCUGGCUUUCGCAGAACCUCAGACCUGAGCUCAAUGAAGGACCUGAGCUUCUCUGAAGAAACGGAUCUGUGCUGCAGUGUUGUGCUAGACAGAUCUCCACUUAGAGCUCAGUCUGUUUAUGUGCCCCACGCAUUGGCAUUCAAGAGAGCUUACGCCAUUAAGAAAUGCGGCAAGAAGUCACAGAGGCCCGACAAGGUGGCGACCCCAAAAUCAUCAUGUUCCACUGAGGUGGUAGGGGUGUGGGUGAUGUUCCCUGAUCCCUCGAGUAUAAGCUUAUCUUCCACACUCUUUCAGAAAGCAGGAACUGAGGAUGAGCUUGAUGCCAAGCUGACCCGCAGAGUACAAAGAGCUGCACGCAGGCAGGCCAAGCAGGAGGAGCUGAAGAGGCUGCAUCGUGCGCAGAUCAUCCAGCGGCAGUUGGAGCAGGUGGAAAUGAAGCAGAGGCAGUUGGAGGAGAAGGGCAUUGCUGUAGAGAAGGCUCUCAGAGGAGAAGCGGACUACUGGGAGGACUCUAGUGCCUCAGACCUUCUGGAUAUACACCUGGGUGGAAUGGGGAAGAAGGAUGACCCAAGCCUAAUGCACCAGUGGUUUAAACUGGUGCAGGAGAAGAACGCACUGGUGCGCUAUGAAUCAGAGCUCAUGAUAUUUGCUCGAGAGCUGGAACUGGAGGACAGGCAGAGUCAUCUGCAGCAGGAGCUGAGGGAACGCAUGGCAGUAGACGACCAUCUGAAGGACGAGGAGGAGCUGGCAGAGGAGAGGCGAAUCCUGGGCGAGAUGCUGGACGUUGUAGAGCAGAGGGACGCUCUCGUGGCUCUCCUGGAGGAGCAGAGACUGAAGGAGAGAGAGGAGGACAGCGACCUGGAGGCAGCCAUGUUAUCUAAGGGCUUCAGCCUGCACUGGGCUUAAAACACACACACAAAUAAAACCUUCUCUGUGUUUUGUGUAGAAUAAAGAAUGAGGAGGUGGACACUGUACACUGGACGCAGGGAAUUAAGGAAAGGUUUUCCAUAGAGAACAUAAAACUACAUUUGGACCUAAACGCAAAAAUAUAUUUCUACUGGACUGUAUUUGCUUUGGCCUGCAAGUGUGAAGUAAUUUAAAAUAUUCUGUGUUAUCAGACGCUUGGGCAACUGUGCAAUGCAUAUAUAUUAUACUGUGUGUGUGUGUGUGUGUGUGUGUGUGUGUGUGUGUGUGUGUGUGUAAAAAUACAUUUCACCGGCCACUUUAUUAGUAACACCCAUACAUCUGGACUCACGACAGUCUCAUAGAGUUUACACAGAAUGGUGCGAAAAACAUUGAGUGAGUGAGCGACAGUUCUGUGGGUGAAAACAGACGCCUUGUUGAUAAGAGAGCUCAGAGGAAAACGGACAGAUUGGUUCAAGCUGCCAGGAAGGAAAGAUCCAACAACUCAUUUAAUCACUCUUUACAACUGUGGUGAGCAGAAAAGCAUCUUGGCAGAAAAGCAGGACUCCCUAAAGUGAAUGACGCAUGAAAUGGAAUGACGAAUGAC